CAGAACUGUUGCUGGUCAUUUAUAUAUUGUUCACAUCAACCAUCAGAAUGGGGAUCUCAGUGAUUUUGGACCAUGGCAUAAUUGUUGGUGCCACAUGGGCUAGUUUGAGUCUUUCUUUAACUGCUGAUCUCCUGGGAACUUCACAGUCUCUAGAGUUUACUCAGAAUGGUGUGAAGAACACCAAAAAAUAAUAAUAAAGUGAGUGACAGUUGUACACUUGGGCUGCUUCUGAAAUCACAUACUACAUCGUAGGCGAAAAGCAGUACGCCAGAGGGGUAUGUCUCUCAGUUGUCGAGAAAUCCCCGGAUGGCGUACUGCUCCCUGCAAGAUUUUGUAGUAUGCAACCGAUGGACACUAUGGGAGUUUUUAAUGCCAUGACAAAAUCUAAACAUGCUUUAACUCGUUAGUUUAGGGGUGUGCCCACAUAUGCAAGCAUGCAGAAGUUAUUGUGCCUUUUUUUUAUUAUUAUUGUUCAUGUUUUUCCCUUUAUUGUUUUUCACUUUAAUUUACAGGUUGCAAUUUCACAAUAAAAAUAGGAAAAAAAAAGCUAUUGAUAUUUGGUCUUUGUUUGCAAAUACGUUUCUCUGAGCUAAUCUGAUAACUAUGCCAUGUUUGUUGAUUGGUAGGUGACAAAACUCAUCACUCUCUUGCAAGUGUAGUGAAGUUAUGUGAAGUUAUAUAAAGCUUCUGUGCUCAUGUGAUCUAAAAGGUUACAGGCAUUAUCUUAAUAGUGCGAGUUAGACUUGUUGGACAUGCUCUUAAUCUGCAUUUAGAGCACUAAACUGCAUUACGCCAGAAGAAGCUUGGCUGGAUCAUGAAGGUGUUGAGCAUCAGAGAGCUGAAGAAAGCUGAGGAAAUACUUAGACAUUACUUUCCCCAGUCAGAAGAGGCUUAUGGAUAUGUUUUUCUGAUGAAUCGAGUAGAAGUCGACCCCACAGAUGUGCUGGUGGACCAGUGGCCAGAUUUCAGUGUGCUACUCGUCAAACCAAAAAGGAAGCAGAAAGCGGACUUUGCCAAAGAGAUAUGCAUUUUUACCAAGAACGAAUCAUCUCUCAGAGCCAGUAUAGACAUUCUAGACUGGAAAGAGUACCUCAAUCUAAGUGUUGAUGUGCUGCAGGAGGAAAUGAUAAAGGCUGUAGCAUUGAACAAAGGUGUACCAAUGAAGGAAAUAUCUCUGUGCCACUUAAUGAGUCUUCAGGAUCCAUCUAACCUUACACUUGACAGGUCAUUUCAAGUGUCAUCAGUUAAGGAAUCAUUGGUCUGAUCAAUAGCAAAUGGAAGUUUGGCAUGGGUGAACUCAGUGAGCCACU
This is a messenger RNA of Ictalurus furcatus (blue catfish), 1310 nucleotides long. RefSeq names its product glycine N-acyltransferase-like protein. Lineage: Eukaryota; Metazoa; Chordata; Actinopteri; Siluriformes; Ictaluridae. Gene Ontology annotation, cellular component: mitochondrion. The record is from RefSeq and is a predicted model, not a curated record. The coding region runs from base 815 to 1264 and encodes 149 amino acids. The transcript is spliced from 5 exons. Gene Ontology annotation, molecular function: glycine N-acyltransferase activity.